AAUCAAUUCUACCCUCCAUCACCUACUUCAUCAUGUUUUCUCUGCAGUCGCUGGCGCGCACGGUGCUCUCCGCCGCCCGCCGCCCCCUGCAGCCGCACACGGUGUUCACGCGUGAGCGCAACAACCUCGCGCCGCGGAAAGUCAAGCACGUCAAGCGGCACAAGGGCCGUGUGCCCAUCCCCAUCGGCGGGUCGAUCAAAGGCACGACGCUCGCGUACGGCGACUGGGGCCUGCGCAUUAAGGGAAAUGGCGCGCGUCUCACUGCGAAGCAGCUGGAGACUGUCGAGGAGGUCGUGAAGAAGAAGCUGAAGAUUAUCAAGGGCGUCAAGGUCUACCUGCGCAUCUUCCCGGAUAUCCCUGUCUGCAUCAAGGGAAACGAAACCCGUAUGGGGAAAGGAAAGGGUACAUUCGAGUUCUGGGCUUCCCGAGUCUCCACCGGUCGCGUUGUUGUUGAAAUCGGUGGGACCCCCAUCCGAGAGGAGCUCGCACGCGAAGCUCUCCGCAUCGCCGCCGCGAAACUGCCCACCAAAAUGGAGUUCAUCCGACGGAGCACACCACCUCGACUAGGCACGCUCAUCCUCCGGCCGCCGCCCACACUCGCGCAAGCGCCCGUGCCUAUUAUUCCUGACGCCGCGCUCGCACCCGAGACGACGGUCAAUGUGUAGUAGGAAUAGUAAUCGAACCUGUUCCGGUUAUCAACGACGACCACCGAGGAAUAUCUCCGGUGUCAUGCGUUGCUUUCGCUCAAGGUCAAUCUGUCGUUCCACGCAUCGAGUGCCGGAGCAGCGGGAUCGACCGUCGUCAACCUGUGGGAAGUCUGGCCCACAAGCAUACCGGACUGUGGACGGCUCGGCAUCUAAGAGUGUCAAUGAGGGGCGGCGCGACGGACAUGGCGACCGCAAACGCAUGCGGUGUGGCUGACAGAACAUUGAGUGGCGUGUGGGAUUAUUUACCCGGAUCCAUACUCGCGAGCCAUCCAAUCUUGAGCUGGAGUUUCAACACAGGAAGCACACCCGACGUUUAACCACCGGCCGACACAGAAGGAGGACCUGAUCUUAUUGCAACGCUGAUCAUGUCUAGCUCACCUUUGGGAAUGGCUUUCAAUGGGCGCGUCCCGCCGAAUGAAUUUUCAGUCUCCUGCCGAUCGUCGGUGCACAUUCAGGAUCCGGUAAGCGCUGUAAGUUGAGUCUGCGGCAGAGUAGGUAAUAGACGACCGGUAGAGGCCAGAGGUUCAUGUGAAUUGUAUCCGGUGCUAUUUCACCAGCCAUGUUACCGUUUCCCACCCAUGUCUAUACCGAACUCGCAGUUACUUCCAAUUCGGAUAUGACCCCACUUUUGCGUUUCGCCCUGGAACAGAAUCUAUAUCAUACGCUGUAUCGACAAUCUGCGCGACGUAUCUGUUUUUCCUCGAGCUAUUUG
Molecule: messenger RNA, 1419 nt
Organism: Mycena citricolor
Lineage: Eukaryota; Fungi; Basidiomycota; Agaricomycetes; Agaricales; Mycenaceae
Source: the annotation of a GenBank genome assembly